AUGGACUCUCUCCUGCACUCAUACUCCAUCAACCUUGUACUCUUUGCAGCUUCCCUUUACAUUGUCGUUGGGCCUCGGUUAGCGGCAUUGACCUUUUGGUACGAGUUCUACUACGAUGUCGUUUGCAAGGGGCGGUUUUCAUGGAAGAUACAAGAGCUACACCAACGCUACGGACCGGUAGUACGAAUCAAUCCGCAGGAGUUACAUGUGGCAGAUCCAGCUUUCUACGACUCUGUAUACGUUGGGCCUGGAAGACGGACCGAGAAAUGGGAGUACAGUGCACGCAUGUUUGGCACGACCAUGGCGGCGGUUGGGACGACUGGACAUGAGCUGCAUCGUAUCAGAAGAAGUGCAUUGAACGGAUUCUUCUCGAAGCGCGCUGUGACGAACAUUGCUCCAACGAUUCAAGAGCUAGCUCAUCACGGGUGUGACUUGGUAAGGAGAAGAGGAGCAGAGGGUCGCGAACUGAACUUGCGCAACUUCUUCUUUGCAUUUUCAGCCGAUGUUGUAGGUCAGGUUGCUUUUGGGAGCAACUACGGUUUGCUGGAUAAAGAGAGCUUUGAACCUGGGUGGCAAAAACUCAUGAUGGACCUAAGUAGCGGUACCCAUCUCAUGAAACAGUUCCCAUGGGCUUAUCACCUGCUUAAAACAAUCCCCCCAGGUCUAGUGUCACUGUUCCACCCGCCCGGUACGCGUCUCUUCAACAUACGCAACGACAUCAAACUCAAGAUCGAAGAAACUAGGAAAACGCUGGACUACGAAAAGGUCGACGAGGAAAAGGGUAUCCAACACAGCACGUCUUCACGAACGGCUUUACAUACGCUCCUUACAUCCUCGUUACCAGCGCCUGAGCUUCAAACCCCUCGCCUAGAAGACGAAGCCUUCACCCUUCUCGGCGCCGGCACAAUCACCACUGCGCACACUCUAACAACCAUCCUUUACCAUGUCCUCGCCAAUAGCACCAUCAAGUCUCGUCUAGAGUUCGAAUUAUCCUCCCUCGAAUCCACCUUUCCACCCGGAACCUCGCGACCCUCCCUAGCCGACCUAGAAAAAUUACCCUACCUCCAAGCCAUCACAUCCGAAGGCCUCCGCCUCAGCUUCGGCGUUUCCCACCGCCUCCCCCGCAUAUCGCCCGACACUACAUUGCAUUACUCCGGCUCCUUCAAUGACCGAGAAUACAAGUACACCAUCCCGCCCGGCGUUCCCAUUAGCAUGACACCUAUGUUCAUGCAUCUCAACCCCCAUAACUUCCCUAAUCCGCACACAUUCGAUCCUUCGCGCUGGCUCUCUUCACGCUCUAGCUCCAAUGAUGCCGGGGAAGAGGAGGAAGAGCUGAAGAGGAGGAAAACGUAUCUCGUACCUUUCAGCAAGGGGACAAGGGCUUGUGCGGGGAUAUGGUUGGCGUAUGCGGAGUUGUAUGUUAUGAUAGGUGCGUUGUUUGGGGAGAAGGGCGUGGGGAGGAGGAUGGAGUUGUUUGAAACAGGCGCUGAGGAUGUGGAAUGCGCACAUGACUUUUUCAAUCCUUCUCCUCGACUAGACUCGAAGGGUUUGAGGGUGGUGCUGAAGGAGGAAAAGUCUAAGUGA
Messenger RNA from Didymosphaeria variabile, 1584 nucleotides. RefSeq lists its product as uncharacterized. The record is from RefSeq and is a predicted model, not a curated record. The transcript is spliced from 3 exons. Lineage: Eukaryota; Fungi; Ascomycota; Dothideomycetes; Pleosporales; Didymosphaeriaceae. Bases 1 to 1584 code for a protein of 527 amino acids. Gene Ontology annotation, molecular function: oxidoreductase activity, acting on paired donors, with incorporation or reduction of molecular oxygen; monooxygenase activity; heme binding.